AUGGAUGACAGGUAUGGGAAUAAGGUGAACCAAGCGUCGGACGACUACCGAUACCAAGGGACCAAUUACGAGGGCUACCCUCCCCAAGGUGGCCAUUACCAUGGUGGGGAAGAGCCCGGUCAAGAGGAAGACGCCCAGAGCGAUGCCACGGAAGGGCACGACGAAGAUGACGAGGUCUACGAAGGCGAGUACCAGGGCAUCCCUCACCCGGACGACGUCAAGGCCAAGCAGAAGAAGAAAGCCGCCGGUAUGGCCGACGAGUUCCGAGACCACGCCGACCUUGUGGCCGAGAGGAUGGAGGACGAAGAACAGCUCGCUCACCAGUACGAGACCAUCAUCGAAGAAUGCAGCCACGGACGCUUCCAGUGGAUACUCUUCAUAGUCCUGGGCUUGGCGCUGAUGGCGGACGGCGUGGAGGUGUUUGUGGUCGGCUUCGUCCUGCCCAGCGCUGAGAAGGACAUGUGCUUGUCAUCCUCCAACAAGGGGAUGCUCGGACUGAUUGUCUACUUGGGCAUGAUGCUGGGUGCCGUUUUGUGGGGCGGCCUGGCUGACAAACUGGGCCGGAAGCACUGUCUCAUCAUCUCCCUCUCCAUCAAUGCUGCCUUUGCGUUCCUCUCCUCCUUUGUGCAGGGCUAUGGAUUCUUCCUCUUCUGCCGCCUUAUCUCUGGUUUCGGAAUCGGGGGCACGCUCCCUAUCGUCUUUGCCUAUUUUUCUGAAUUCUUGUCCCGUGAGAAGAGAGGGGAACACCUGAGCUGGCUGUGCAUGUUCUGGAUGAUCGGCGGUCUUUACGCCUCUGUCAUGGCCUGGAGCAUCAUUCCACAUUACGGUUGGGGCUUCAGCAUGGGAACCAACUACCACUUCCACAGCUGGAGAGUCUUUGUGAUUGUCUGCUCCCUGCCUUGCAUAGCCUCUCUCGUGGCACUGAAGUUUAUGCCCGAAAGUCCACGUUUUUUGCUGGAGAUAGGCAAGCACGAUGAAGCCUGGAUGAUUCUCAAGCAAAUCCACGACACCAACAUGAGGGCCAAAGGAGAGCCAGAGAGGGUGUUCACGGUAGCCAACAUAAAAACUCCCAAGCAGAUAGAUGAGUUUAUCGAAAUCCAGAGCUCCACUGGGACGUGGUACCAGCGGUCGUUGGUCAGAUUCACGACCACCUUCAAACAGGUUUUGGACAACCUCCUGUAUUGUCUGACAGCCCAGUAUCGAAUGAACACUCUGUUUCUGGCCAUCGUGUGGUUUACCAUGGCUUUAAGUUACUAUGGCCUUAUCGUCUGGUUCCCGGACAUGAUACGGUAUUACCAGGAAGAGGCGUAUAAAUCCCGCGAGAAAAACUUCCAUAACGAGGAAGUGAAGCACUUCACCUUCAACUUCACCCUGGAGAACCAGGUGCACAAGAACGGGACGUACUUCAAUGACAAGUUCAUUAAAAUGAAAUUCAAGGAUGUGACCUUUGAGGACUCCCUGUUUGAGGAGUGCUACUUCGAAGAUGUGACCUCCAGCGAGACCUUCUUCAAAGAGUGCACCUUCAUCUCCACCAUCUUUUAUAACACGGAUCUCUAUGAGCAUAAAUUCAUCGACUGCAAAUUUGUCAACACCACCUUCCUGACUCAGAAGGAGGGCUGCCACCUGGAUUUCGAGCAAGACAACGACUUCCUUAUCUACCUGGUCAGCUUCCUGGGCAGCCUCUCGGUGCUGCCGGGGAACAUCAUCUCGGCACUGCUGAUGGACAAAGUAGGCCGGAUCAAGAUGAUUGGGGGUUCCAUGCUGAUUUCAGCAGUGUGCUGCUUCUUCCUGUUCUUUGGCAACAGUGAGUCCGCCAUGAUCGGCUGGCAGUGUCUUUUCUGCAGCACCAGCAUCGCUGCCUGGAACGCCUUGGACGUGAUCACGGUGGAGCUCUACCCCACGCAUAAACGAGCCACUGCCUUUGGUAUCCUGAACGGUCUGUGCAAGGUUGGAGCCAUCCUGGGGAAUUCGAUCUUCGCCUCCUUUGUGGGUAUCACCAAGGUGGUCCCCAUCCUCCUGGCCUCCUCCGCUCUGGUGGCGGGAGGCCUCCUCGCCCUGCGGUUGCCAGAAACCCGCGACCAGGUCCUGAUGUGA
Gekko japonicus is the source of this 2094-nucleotide messenger RNA. Its product is annotated as synaptic vesicle glycoprotein 2B-like. The coding region runs from base 1 to 2094 and encodes 697 amino acids. Gene Ontology annotation, cellular component: membrane. The transcript has 12 exons. Gene Ontology annotation, molecular function: transmembrane transporter activity. Gene Ontology annotation, biological process: transmembrane transport; chemical synaptic transmission. The record is from RefSeq and is a predicted model, not a curated record. Lineage: Eukaryota; Metazoa; Chordata; Lepidosauria; Squamata; Gekkonidae.